Messenger RNA from Panicum hallii, 1620 nucleotides. RefSeq names its product probable sugar phosphate/phosphate translocator At2g25520. The coding region runs from base 195 to 1253 and encodes 352 amino acids. Gene Ontology annotation, cellular component: trans-Golgi network; endosome; Golgi apparatus. The record is from RefSeq and is a predicted model, not a curated record. Gene Ontology annotation, molecular function: antiporter activity. Lineage: Eukaryota; Viridiplantae; Streptophyta; Magnoliopsida; Poales; Poaceae. The transcript is spliced from 2 exons.
UUCCCCAAAUCCUCAGAUCCGCCUCCUCCUCCAGCACCUCCUCCCGGGCCUUCCUUCCCCCCCUCGCGCUGCGCCUUCACAACCAAGCCCUCCCCUCCCCUGGAUCCAGAUCCGCCGCCGCCACCUCCUGCUCCAGCUGCCGCCCCUCCUCCACCACCACCGCGUGCGAGGGCCAGCAGGGCGGCGUCGGCGGCAUGGGGCGGGACGGCGGCGGCAUGUCGGAGUCGGUGCUCCGGAAGGUGCUCCUCUCCUACUGCUACGUUGCGGUGUGGAUCUUCCUCUCCUUCUCCGUCAUCGUCUACAACAAGUACAUCCUCGACCCCAAGAUGUACAACUGGCCCUUCCCCAUCUCGCUCACCAUGGUGCACAUGGCCUUCUGCUCCUCCCUCGCCGUCGCGCUCGUCCGCGUCCUCCGCGUCGUCGACCUCCCCACCUCCCCCGCCAUGACGCCGCAGCUCUACACCUCCUCCGUCGUCCCCAUCGGCGCGCUCUACGCUAUGUCCCUCUGGUUCUCCAACUCCGCCUACAUCUACCUCUCCGUGUCCUUCAUCCAGAUGCUUAAGGCGCUCAUGCCCGUCGCCGUAUACUCCAUCGGGGUGCUCUUCAAGAAGGAGACCUUCCGGUCCUCCUCCAUGCUCAACAUGCUCUCCAUCUCCUUUGGAGUCGCCAUCGCCGCCUACGGCGAGGCGCGCUUCGACUUGCGCGGCGUCGCGCUGCAGCUCGCCGCCGUCGCCUUCGAGGCCACGCGGCUCGUGCUCAUCCAGAUCCUGCUCACCUCCAAGGGCAUCUCGCUCAACCCCAUCACCUCGCUCUACUACGUCGCGCCGUGCUGCCUCUGCUUCCUUGUCGUGCCCUGGGCUUUCGUCGAGCUGCCCAGGCUGCGCGCCGUGGGCACAUUCCAGCCUGAUUUCUUCGUCUUUGGAACCAACUCGCUCUGCGCCUUUGCUCUCAACCUCGCUGUCUUCCUGCUUGUCGGCAAGACCUCAGCGCUGACCAUGAACGUCGCUGGAGUAGUCAAGGACUGGCUGCUGAUUGCCUUCUCGUGGUCCGUGAUCCGGGACACGGUCACCCCGAUCAACCUGUUUGGCUACGGGAUUGCAUUCCUGGGGGUGGCAUACUACAACCACGUCAAGCUGCAAGCGCUUAAGGCCAAGGAGGCGCAGAAGAAGGCCACGCAGGCUGACGAGGAGGCUGGUUCGUUGUUGCAGGAGCGCGAUGGGCAUGUUGAUCGCAAGAGUGACAACCAGGCUUAGAGUGCCAGAUCUGAUACUGGCUUCCCCAUAUUGGGGAUCUGGUGCAAGGUGCUAAGACUGUAGUUUGGUCUACGGUUGCUUUCAAGGAGGUGUAUGGCAGUUUCUUGCACUCCUUUUAACUUUAGAUGGAUCUGAAGAGCAAAUCACAAGUAUUUAUUGGGAUUAGGGAUUAUGCACCUGCUUCCUGGAGAGCUUUACCCUGUUUCUAUUUAGCUGUUUUUGUUCCACAGAAAGGCACGCCUUGCUACCCCUCUCUUGCCCAUUGCCUAAAUUUAUUUGUUCUAGUAGCUUAGGGACUAAAGAUGUACUGCUGCAGAUUGGUAAUUUGGUGGUUAUUUUCUAUAUAUAAUGAUGUUACUGUAAUCUA